Molecule: messenger RNA, 992 nt
Organism: Styela clava
Lineage: Eukaryota; Metazoa; Chordata; Ascidiacea; Stolidobranchia; Styelidae
Source: RefSeq, a predicted model, not a curated record
UUUCUUGGACACCUAGUGGAAAACCCAAAAAGGCGCUUGUAUGCUGGCACUCUUCUUGUUGUUCUUUUGGUCACGUGCUCAUCGAAUGUCGGUGGUGUGUAACGAAGUUCUUGCUUUCUUAACGGGGAAUGGCGUACAGCGCCGUAGGUACCGGUAGCGUCGAAGAAACCAUUUUAGCAGAAAGCCUUUAGGGAGAGGACACUCGAGGAUACAACAUGCUGAGGUUUCUAGCAAUGAUCAUUUUAUAUGUCGGAAAAUAUUGGAUGUUGUCUUGCUGCCACUGCUGUGAACUUCCAAAAUUAGAAAAAGAAAUCGAUUAUUCAGAACUAACCGGGACUUGGUAUGAAACUGUGCAUCCCGGAGAGACAAUAUACAAAGUUGUGAGUUGCGAAACAUUACAAUACCAGAGUGGGGCAAACGGCAGUUUCUCUGCUAAAUGGAGUUUUCAAAAGAUUGAAAAAUCUCAAAAUAAAAGCCUUGGAAUUUCCAAUGCAUAUUUUGCUCGAAUUGCACCAUCCACUUUUCUCGCUACAAAUGAGAUUGGUAUGAAAAAAAUAGAAAAUGCUAUAUUACAGGACGUUAACGAUGCCACUGCACAUAAAAUUGAAUCGGAAAUGGAUGCACCAAAAUAUAUGCCAAUUGUUCAUAUUGUUGAAAAAAACGCAUACGUAAUGGUUUUGAUGUGUGACUUGUUCGGAAUGAAAAAAGUGUAUGUAUCGACGUCGGACCCUCUCCCAAAAACAAAAACAUUGCUGAAAAUCCACAACAAAUUAGUAGAAGUUGGAAAUGGAUGGGCAGAUGUGAAACUCAAUUUAGCACAGUGUUCUCAAUAAUAAAAAGACAAUGCCAAUGAUUUAUUUCUUCCUAUUCAGUUUGCCUUCAUAAUAAAUUCUAUAAAGAGAUAUUCUAUACCAAAAGUUGUAUUGUUGUAAAUUGUUCUACAUGAGAAUCAAUUUUUUGUGUAGUGAAAAUUGUGGAAAUAAAUAUAAUCA